GGCCCCCGUGGCCCCCGUGGCCCCCAAGCCAGCCCGGCCGCCUCUGGCGCUCCGCAGCCGCUGCCUGGUCGCCGGCCCUGCCAUGUCCUGGGCCGUGGUCUUCGGCCUUCUGGCCGCGCUGCUGCUGCUGCUGCUGCUGAGCCGCCGGCGCACGCGGCGACCUGGCGAGCCUCCCCUGGACCUGGGCAGUAUCCCCUGGUUGGGCUAUGCUUUGGAGUUUGGAAAAGAUGCUGCCAGCUUCCUCACUAGGAUGAAGGAGAAGCAUGGUGAUAUCUUUACUGUGCUGGUGGGGGGCAGGUAUGUCACUGUCCUCCUGGACCCACACUCCUAUGACAUGGUGGUGUGGGAGCCUCGCACCAGGCUGGACUUCCACGCCUACGCCGUCUUCCUCAUGGAGAGGAUUUUCGACGUGCAGCUUCCGCAUUACAGCCCCAGUGAUGAAAAGUCCAAGAUGAAACCGACUCUCCUCCACAAAGAGCUCCAGGCGCUCACGGAAGCCAUGUGUACCAACCUCCACACUGUCCUGCUGGGUGACACCACGGAAGCAGGCAGUGGCUGGCAUGAGAUGGGACUCCUCGAAUUCUCCUACAGCUUCCUGCUCAGAGCCGGCUACCUGACUCUGUACGGUGUCGAGGCACCGCCACACACCCAGGAGAGCCAGGCCCAGGACCGCAGCCACUCAGCCGACGUCUUCCACACCUUCCGCCAGCUUGACCUGCUGCUCCCCAAACUGGCACGUGGCUCCCUGUCAGUGGGGGAUAAGGACCAGGUGUGCAGGGUCAAAGGUCGCCUGUGGAAGCUGUUGUCCCCAGCCAGGCUGGCCACUCGGGCCCACCGGAGCAAAUGGCUGGAGAGUUACCUGCUGCACCUGGAGGAGAUGGGCGUGUCGGAGGAGAUGCAGGCGCGGGCUCUGGUGCUGCAGCUCUGGGCCACACAGGGGAACAUGGGUCCUGCUGCCUUCUGGCUUCUGCUCUUCCUCCUCAAGAACCCCGAGGCCCUGGCUGCUGUCCGUGGAGAGCUUGAGCCUAUUCUCUUGCGAGUAGAGCAGCCCAUUUCGCAGAUGACCACCCUCCCACAGAAGGUUUUGGACAGCAUGCCUGUGCUUGACAGCGUGCUGAGUGAGAGCCUCAGGCUCACCGCCGCACCCUUCAUCACCCGCGAGGUCGUGGUGGACCUGGCCUUGCCCAUGGCAGAUGGGCGGGAAUUCACCCUGCGAUGUGGCGACCGCCUCCUCCUCUUCCCCUUCCUGAGUCCCCAGAAGGACCCGGAGAUCUACACAGACCCAGAGGUAUUUAAAUACAACCGAUUCCUGAACCCUGAUGGAUCAGAGAAGAAAGACUUUUACAAGGAUGGGAAGCGACUGAAGAAUUACAGCAUGCCGUGGGGAGCAGGGCACAACCAGUGCCUGGGGAGGGGUUACGCCAUCAGCAGCAUCAAACAAUUCGUGUUCCUUGUGCUGGCGCGCUUUGACCUGGAGCUGAUCAGCCCGGACGUGGAGAUGCCCGAGUUUGACCUCAGCAGGUACGGCUUCGGGCUGAUGCAGCCGGAACAUGACGUGCCUGUCCGUUACCGCAUCCGGCCUUGAGCUCCGGGGCAGAUGGGACUCCACGUACCCAGCCUGCCCCUAGUCGCCCAAUGUUCUGUGCCUGCCUUCGGCCUGGGUACAGAGCUUUGAACACCCAACGGUGCCAAACAUUAUCCCUUCCCUACUAUUUUUCCUAGAAGGCUGUGUCUGGGGGAGGGGAAAGAAGGGGAGCGAAGAAAAGACACCAAAAGCUCUGCGGAUUAUCUGCUGCAAAGGCUAAGCUCCAAAAUGAGGCUCUUCCCGCUCCCAGCUCCUCUUGCUCCUCUAAAUAUCCACUCAAGCUCGGGCAGACGGGGCACAGCUAGGAGACCCCGCUGCUCUGCCCCCAACCCCCAUGGGCUGCCGUCCAAGGCCCUGCCAAUGGUGUGGUCCAGACCCUAACCAGUCAAAGCAGAUGCUGGCCAUUAAAAGGCCAUUUGGGGCCUAGCAGUGCGUCUGUUGAAAUAAACUCUGUCCCCAAAUUUUUAUUAAACUACCUAAAGCCAAAGAGUCUCUUAGAAUAUCUGCUU
Molecule: messenger RNA, 2094 nt
Organism: Balaenoptera musculus (blue whale)
Lineage: Eukaryota; Metazoa; Chordata; Mammalia; Artiodactyla; Balaenopteridae
Gene: PTGIS
Product: prostaglandin I2 synthase
Exons: 10
Coding region: 83-1585 (500 amino acids)
Biological process (GO): prostaglandin biosynthetic process
Molecular function (GO): heme binding; iron ion binding; prostaglandin-I synthase activity
Source: RefSeq, a predicted model, not a curated record